Messenger RNA from Saccostrea cuccullata (small rock oyster), 1176 nucleotides. RefSeq lists its product as uncharacterized. The transcript is spliced from 7 exons. Lineage: Eukaryota; Metazoa; Mollusca; Bivalvia; Ostreida; Ostreidae. The record is from RefSeq and is a predicted model, not a curated record. Bases 1 to 1176 code for a protein of 391 amino acids.
AUGUCAUUUUCAGCAAACAGUUAUAAUGGUACAGGUGAUGGAUUUUGUAUGGCAUACCAUUGUAGUCCUAGAGAAUUCCGAUCAUUUGGGCACGAUUGUAAUGAGCGGUAUGAAGGAUAUUGUGGUGACCGUUCGAAUUAUUUACUUAAACAAGGAGCUACAACGUGGAAUAAUUACUCAGUGGUGUGCAAAAACCUAAACCAUUUUCUAGCGGCCAGUAUAACUAAAAAUUCGGAUUGUAUAGGUUAUGUUUGGAUUGGAAUAAGGAGAUACCAGAUACAUCAUAGCAUUGAAGGAAAGUUUCACAAUGAUUGUUAUAAAAUCAAAAGGGAUUUUCGCACGUGGUUAUAUGAGAAAAGUGAUUGCUCCGAAAAACUUUCUUUCAUCUGUAAAGUUUCGGAUCCAAUUCAUAAUUCUAGCAUUUCUUCAACUGGUCCUCGUACCACGGAGACAGUCACAACAAACGGCUCCGUAAACAUUAACGAAUCAAAUAAUUCUAGCAUUUCUUCAACUCGUCCUCGUACAACGGAGACAGUCACAACAAACGUCUUCGUAAACAUUAACGACUCAAAUACUAUAAGUUUAGUUACUGGGACCGUCUCUGGAAUUAUCGUCCUACUUAUAGUUAUCGUAGUCAGCAUCGUUUUUGUUCGAAGAAAGCAAGGGACCCUGAGCAAAGGAACCAAACAUGCGCAAAAUGCAAUUUACGAAUUACAAAAUUCAAAUGAGUUAUUUGACAGAGACGAUGACAUUAUCUAUAUAAAUACCAUUAAUGAAAGAAGUAAUAACCACCAAAAGCAAUCUCCGACAAACACAAAUGAAAUAUAUGUGGAAAAGGAAGAAGGAGAGUACGACCAUUUGCGUACUUCACGUACUAAACAGGAUAUAACAAAUGAGGAACCCUUCGACAAAUCAGAAAACACCUACUCCACAACUACAAGAGAAGAUAUCACAUAUGGAGCACAAUAUGAUAGCAUGAACUCUUCAGGAGAAAGUAAUUAUAAUUACUCAAAAGACAUUAAACAAGCCAAUGUCUAUGGAUCGCACUAUGAUUAUUUGAACUCCUCAGAGGAAAAUCAGUAUGACUUGAGUUAUAUAAAUCACAAGAAAGGUUUUGUUUCAGAUUAUUCGUCUUUAGAGGAGAAUACCUAUGGUAGAAGUAAUAGUGCAUGUUAA